AUGGUCCUUCUCAAGUCCAUCCUCGCCUACGCCUCGUUGGCCAGCGCCGCGGCGGUCCCUAUCGUCCCCUCUGUCAACUUUGCGGGCGAAAAGGGCCGCUUCAGCGUCAACCUCAAGUACAACGAGAACUUCCAGCGCGGCGCCCGCGUGCCCAGCCUCGGGGCCCGCGACGACGGCAGCGGCACCACGCCCGCCUACAACAGCAAGUCGCGCCCUGACGCAGAGUACUACGCCGAGCUCCUGGUCGGCACUCCUUCGCAGACGCUGAACCUGCUCUUUGACACGGGCUCCAGCGACCUCUGGCUCUUUGGUGCCGACGCCCAAGGCGACAUUGAUCCCGGCCAGGCACAGUGGAACCACUCUGAGAGCAGCACCGCGACGCUCGUCAAGAACGGUAAGUGGGACAUUGGCUACCUGGACGGCUCCGGCGCCAAGGGCACCAUUUACAAGGACACCGUCUCGAUUGCCGGUGCCACCGUCGCCAACCAGGGCGUCGAGUCCGCCACGGAAGUCAGCCCCAUCGAGGACGGCUCCAGCAUCCUUGGCGUCCCCCUUUCUGGCAUUAUCGGCUUCGGCUUCGACAGUCUCAACUCGGCCUCGCCGCAGCAGAAGACGCUCUUCUCCAACCUCAUGCCGCACCUCGACGAGCCCGUCUUCACCGUCGACCUCAAGCACAAUGCCGACGGCACCUUUGGCUUCGGCUUCGUCGACGACUCCAGGUACACGGGCAACCUCAGCUACACCGAGGUGGACUCGUCGCAAGGCUUCUGGAAUAUCACCGCGACCGGCUACCAGAUCGGCGACGGCGACUUUGUGUCCUUAGAGUACAGCGGCAUCGUCGACACGGGCAACUCCGCCUUUGAUGUGCCCACCAAGGCCUACAACGCCUGGAAGAAGAAGGUGCCCGCCGGCGACAUCACCGCGCGGACGGUCCUGCCUGACUUUUCCUUUGGCAUCGGCGACGCCAUCAUUACCGUGCCGGGCGCGCACCUGAAGAAGAAGGACAGCGACGGAAGCUACAGCCUCACCCUCACUGACGCUGGUGAUAGCGCGCCAACCUUUGGCUCGCCUGCGAUGACGGGCGCGUAUGUUGUUUUUGAGAAUGGUGAUGACGGUCCUAGAAUGGGAUGGGCCAACUCUGCCUAA
Molecule: messenger RNA, 1146 nt
Organism: Akanthomyces muscarius
Lineage: Eukaryota; Fungi; Ascomycota; Sordariomycetes; Hypocreales; Cordycipitaceae
Exons: 1
Coding region: 1-1146 (381 amino acids)
Biological process (GO): proteolysis
Molecular function (GO): aspartic-type endopeptidase activity
Source: RefSeq, a predicted model, not a curated record